Adineta steineri is the source of this 1356-nucleotide messenger RNA. NCBI's taxonomy places the organism in Eukaryota, Metazoa, Rotifera, Eurotatoria, Adinetida, Adinetidae. The record is from the annotation of a GenBank genome assembly.
AUGCGUAUAAAAAUAUUAUUUCAAUUCCUCAAACAAAAUUUACUUAAAUUGAAUUUGUUCAAAAGCAUUCCACGUUCGGAAGAUGAAACUAUUCUUCAACAGCAGCGUUAUCAAACUCGAUUAUACUUAGUGUUACUAUUAAUGAGUUUAAUCAUUUUCAUAUUCUCUGUGUUUGACCAAUCUCAUACGAUCAAUGUUACUGUUAACUCUCCAUCAGUAACACGUUUUACUGAACUUUACACUCAAUAUCCAUUUACACUUGAUUGUCCAUGUAGUCAAACAUCAUUAGAAUAUAAUCAGUUUAUUUUUAAUAUAACACCUCAUUAUCAUGAGAUAUGUUCGUCUGAAUUUAUUUUUUCUCGUUGGAUUGAACUUCAAUUUAUUGAAUCUCCAGUGAGAGUAUUUUUUACAAAUGAUAUUCGUUAUCAAUCUCGAAUUCAUUUUCAACUUCUUUCUACACUUUGUCGCAUAGCUCAACAAACAGUUAACGAUAGCCUCCAAUCAUUCUAUCGUACAAAGUUUAUUACCAAUAAAGUUAUCACACUUUCUUCAUUUAAAACACAAGUUGAUUCAAUUAUUGAACAAUUUAAAAGAACAGUUCCAGGAUCAUAUCAACAUGCAUUAGAAUUAAUUCAAGCUAAUCCAGAAGUUAAUCAGUUGAUUGUACCAUUGAAUUCUGAUUUUGUAUCUACAAAAGAUAUAUACAACAAUGAAGUUUUCUCCUUAAAACCUGCUAGACAUGUUUUUGACUAUAGAUUCAUAUGUAAGAGCCCCUCUAAUAUGUGCCUUUGUUAUGUUUUAUUUCCUAAUGAAUGUGUUCUGGAAACAAUUAUACGAAAAGGUACACUAACUAAAAAAAUUCCAAGAAUGUAUCAAACAUUAUUUCCUCUUCGAUCUGUUUUAUUAUCGACGUUAGAAUGUUUCUACAAUGAUACAUGUUUGUCUUACAUUACACGUGAAAUUAAUUCUGUAGUGUCACCUACAAAUUUUUCUACACUUAAUUUGUCAUUGUUAUCAAUAGAUGAAAGUCCAUAUGAUCCAAUCAAUAUCUUAGCAAAUAAAUUAUUUAUUCAAAACUGGAGUAAUCAAAGUUUAUAUGAAUCUUAUUUUAAUCAAUGUUAUCCAUUAACUUGUCAGUAUACCUAUGAGAGCCAAUUUAAUAUAAUAUAUAUUAUUACAUCAAUUAUUGGGCUGUUAGGUGGUCUUCAUAUUGUUUUACAGUUAGUAACACGAUAUACAAUCAAAUUAUCAUAUAAAAUUUGGACUAAAAUGAUUUCUCGCCGACAAAAUAAUACAAUAUCAACUGGAGAAACAGCUUCUAUCAGAACAGGUAAAGGAAUCAAUACAAAUUUUUAG